ACUCUAUAUUGACUGUGUGUGUAAAGGUCUAUAUGUAUAUACACACUUUCGUAUUGACUAAAUUCUCUCCCAAAAAUUCCAUUUUUGAUUACUAUUACUACAUAAUUACAUACAUUACAUUGGUGAAUAUAUAUACACAUACACAAAGCAGCUUCCUUUUCAUUUUAAUUUGUCUUCUUAAAAGCCCAUUGUUUUAUACUGGGCUUAGCACACUGAAGAAACAUGAGAUUCCUCCAACUGUUUGGCUAUGUAGUUUUUAUGUUUAAGGUGUUACUUAUCGUAUCUAUAGUAAAUGCAGAAAGGUCUUUAGCUGCUAAUGCCACAUUGAGAGAAAGGCAUUCCGAAGAAUAUUGUGCCAUGUAUGACAUCUGUGGAGCACGCAGUGAUGGGAAAGUAGUGAAUUGUGCUUUCAGUUCCCCAUCUUUUAAGCCAGAUGAAUUACUUUCAGCAAAGAUUCAAAGUUUGUGCCCCACUAUUACUGGAAAUGUCUGUUGUACAGAGGUUCAGUUCGAGACUUUGCGAUCGCAAGUCCAACAAGCAAUCCCUUUUCUUGUAGGAUGUCCAGCAUGCUUGAGAAAUUUUUUGAAUUUAUUCUGUGAGCUUACAUGUUCUCCCAAUCAAAGUCAGUUUAUCAACGUGACUUCCAUUUCCAAGGUCGGAAAUAAUUCGACUGUGGAUGGAAUUGACUUUUACAUCACUGACACUUUUGGUGAAGGAAUGUUUGAAUCCUGCAAGGAUGUAAAAUUUGGUACUAUGAAUACUCGAGCAAUAGAAUUCAUUGGUGCUGGUGCUAAAAAUUUUAGAGAGUGGUAUGCUUUUAUUGGUAGAAAAGCACCGCUUGGUGUGCCGGGAUCACCGUAUGCUAUUAAUCUUUCGCCUAAUGCCCCCGAGUCAUCUGGAAUGAAACCUAUGAACGUGUCGACAUAUUCAUGUGGUGACACUUCCUUAGGCUGUUCAUGUGGUGAUUGUCCUUCAUCUCUGGCCUGCUCAAAUUCAGCACCUUCUUCCCCUAACCAGGAAAAUUUGUGUUCAGUGAGAGUAGGGUCUCUUAAGGCAAAAUGUGUUGAUGUUGCUGUUACAAUAUUGUACAUUAUAUUGGUUUCUGCGUUUCUUGUGUGGGGUUUCGUCCAUAGAAAAAGAGGAAGGAUUUCUGUUUCUAGAAAAAAACCAUUAGUUAAUGUCACCAAUGGUGGUGUUGUUCGUCAAGUAAACAAGCAGAAGGAUGACGAUAUCCCAAUGCAGAUGCUUGAGGACGUUCCCCAAAUUUCUAAUGGCAUUCAACUUUCAAUUGUGCAAGGAUACAUGUCAAAGUUUUACAGGAGAUAUGGAACAUGGGUUGCUAGGAAUCCAAAACUCGUGCUGUGUUCAUCAUUGGCUACUGUUCUUGUGCUUUGCUUAGGUCUUAUUCGUUUCCAAGUAGAGACAAGGCCUGAGAAGCUAUGGGUUGGCCCCGGGAGUAGAGCUGCCGAAGAAAAACAAUAUUUUGACAACCACCUUGCCCCUUUUUACAGAAUCGAGCAGCUCAUAAUAGCAACAAUCCCAGGAACGGGUGGAAAAGCACCGACCAUUGUGACAGAAAACAAUAUUAAGUUACUGUUUGAUGUCCAGAAAAAGGUAGAUGCUAUCCAAGCUAAUUUCUCUGGUAAGAUGGUAUCUCUGACUGACAUUUGCAUGAAGCCCCUGGGCAAAGAUUGUGCUACUCAGAGUGUUCUUCAGUAUUUCAAGAUGGAUCCUGCAAACUAUGAUGGUUUUGGGGGUCUUGAACAUGUUGAAUAUUGCUUUCAGCAUUAUACUUCAGCGGACAGGUGCAUGAGUGCAUUUAAAGCUCCACUUGAUCCAAGCACUUCUCUGGGUGGUUUCUCUGGAAAUAACUAUUUGGCGGCUUCUGCAUUUAUUGUGACAUAUCCUGUCAACAACGCAAUUGAUAAGGAAGGGAAUGAUACUAAGAGGACAGUGGCAUGGGAGAAAGCCUUCAUCCAGCUAGCAAAGGAGGAACUCUUGCCAAUGGUCCUGGCUAAAAAUUUAACACUCACAUUUUCAUCAGAAAGUUCAAUUGAGGAAGAACUAAAAAGAGAAAGUACUGCAGAUGCUAUUACAAUCUUGAUAAGCUAUCUUGUAAUGUUUGCUUACAUAUCUUUGACUCUGGGAGAUACUCCUCGUUUCUCCUCUUGCUAUAUCACAUCUAAGGUAUGUUUUUAUGGAAAACCCUUUGGUGUGUUUGCAUUUAUCUGUGAGAUCUUCUUGGGUCUGUUUGGGAGAGAUUUUUCCAACUUAAAAAUAAAUUUUUUUUUGGUAGAAUGUAUGUCUAAAAACCCUAACUGGAAUAAAAAAUGGAUCUUCUCAUGGUGUCCUAAGAAGUGGCGUGAAUGGAUAUAUCUUCUCUCCUUGCAGGGUUACUUUAAUAAUUUAUCUGAGUAUCUCCGAAUUGGACCACCACUGUACUUCGUUGUGAAAAAUUACAACUAUAGUUCAGAAUCAAGACAAACCAACCAGCUUUGCUCUAUUAGCCAAUGUGAUUCUAAUUCUCUUUUAAAUGAGAUUGCAAGAGCUUCUUUAGUACCGGAGUCGAGUUACAUUGCAAAACCUGCAGCUUCGUGGCUUGAUGAUUUUCUUGUUUGGAUCUCUCCGGAUGCUUUUGGAUGCUGUAGGAAAUUCACAAAUGGGAGUUAUUGUCCCCCUGAUGAUCAGCCUCCUUGUUGUUCGUCAAGCGAUGGAUCCUGUGGCCUCAGCACAGUGUGCAAGGAUUGCACAACGUGUUUCCGACACUUAGAUUUACAAAAUGCCCGUCCAUCCACGGCGCAAUUUAGGGGGAAGCUUCCGUGGUUCCUCAGUGCUUUACCUUCUUCUGAUUGUGCAAAAGGCGGAAAUGGGGCUUAUACAAACAAUGUCGAGCUUAAAGGCUACAAGGAUGGAAUCAUUCAAGCAUCAGCAUUUCGUACAUAUCACACACCACUUAAUAAACAAUCUGAUUUUGUCAAGUCAAUGAGAGCAGCACGAGAUUUUAGUUCAAAAAUGUCUGAUUCCUUAAAGAUUGAGAUGUUCCCAUAUGCUGUAUUUUAUAUGUUCUUCGAGCAAUAUCUCAACAUAUGGAAGACGGCGCUAAUCAACCUAGCUAUCGCUACUGGUGCUGUUUUCAUCGUUUGUCUAGUCAUCACAUGCAGUUUCUGGACUUCAGCAAUUAUUCUUCUUGUCAUGAUAAUGAUCGUGGUGGAUAUCAUGGGUGUAAUGGCAAUUUUGAAAAUUCAACUCAAUGCAGUUUCUGUUGUUAACCUCAUAAUGUCUGUGGGUAUAGCUGUCGAGUUCUGUGUGCAUAUUACACAUGCUUUCUUGGUAAGUAAUGGAGAUAGAAAUCAACGCAUGAAGGAGGCUUUGACGACAAUGGGGGCCUCCGUAUUCAGUGGAAUUACCCUCACGAAGCUCGUUGGUGUGCUUGUUCUUUGCUUUUCGAAGACCGAAGUCUUUGUGGUUUACUAUUUCAAAAUGUAUCUUGCUUUGGUGCUCCUUGGUUUCCUGCAUGGCCUAGUCUUUUUACCUGUACUAUUGAGCAUGUUUGGUCCUCCAUCAAGGUGUAUUCUCGUCGAAAAACAAGAGGAUCGACCAUCAACUUCAUCACAGUUCUAAUCUAAUUCUGGUCUUUUUGUAGGGAAAAUUGG
Molecule: messenger RNA, 3653 nt
Organism: Olea europaea var. sylvestris
Lineage: Eukaryota; Viridiplantae; Streptophyta; Magnoliopsida; Lamiales; Oleaceae
Product: Niemann-Pick C1 protein-like
Exons: 34
Coding region: 223-3621 (1132 amino acids)
Cellular component (GO): membrane
Source: RefSeq, a predicted model, not a curated record